AUGGAAAAAGGUGGGACUAGUUCUGAGGGGGGAAAUAAAGUGGUUAGUGUUCAGGAGGGGGAGAAAAUAGGUGAGGGGGUUGAACUUCCUAAAGAAUCUCUUAAUGAGAAUGUAGUAGGGGUUGUUAAAUUUGUUGAUGAAGUUGUUGGAGGGCAGGGGGAAAAGGGUAGUGAGAUUGCUAGUUUAGUGGCUCCUAUGGACCUGGACAUCAAUAAAAGGACCCAUCUUCUCCACCACCCGGCUGUGAACUUCUCGGAGAUUGGGAGCCACCACGCAACGACGACAAUUGACGUCAGCACCGAGAGUAUUGGCAGUGCUUCAGUCACGUCGCCGGCGAAAAAAAAAACAACCGGCAAUGCAGGUAAGUCGGCAUGUAUUGCGAUUAAUAUGCUCUGA
Striga asiatica is the source of this 396-nucleotide messenger RNA. The record is from the annotation of a GenBank genome assembly. Lineage: Eukaryota; Viridiplantae; Streptophyta; Magnoliopsida; Lamiales; Orobanchaceae.